AUGUCCACAGAGAAACCAAUUCCUGAUCUUCCUAUUACUAGUAUUACUAGUCAUGUGGAUUUGGCUGCUCAUGAAGUAAACCUUCAGGCAAUAUCAUCAAACCCUCUUUCUAUUGGUGAAGUUGGUACAACUUUGACAAACGCCCAAAAGGAUUUUAUUCUUAAAAGAUUACAUUAUGAUUCUUUGGUAUCUUUUGACAAGUUACCACCCCAAGCCACAUUUAUAUUUGAAAAAAUUGAACAUAUUUCAAUUGAAGAAGCUUUAAAUAUUUUAGAAAAGGCAGUGGUCGAGCAUGAAAACGAUGUUAAUAUUUUGGACAAAGAUGAAGAGUUGUGGACCAAGUUGAUCAACUAUAAGCAGGGGAAAAUUCCCUCAGAUACUGACUUUUCUGAAAAAGAUCAUCCAUCUAAUGUUUCUGCAAAAGACAAAUUGUCAGCAUUCAUUCAUGAGAAAAGAGUGUCUGAAGAAAGUUCAUCAUUAGACAACAGUGCAAGUGAGAAUCUUAACGAACCUUAUUACAAGAUAGUUGAUUGGGAAUUGCAAGUGAAAUUAGAGGCAGUUUUGAUUGCUUAUUGGUCACCAUAUCCGCAGGUUAGAGGUGUGACUGAUCCUUAUGAUGAUCCAACAAUCCCCGUUGAAACUGUUAGAGUUUAUAUUGUUGCUAUUAUAUGGACUGCCAUUGGUGCUGUUAUUAAUCAAUUUUUUUCUGAAAGACAACCUAGUAUUGGACUUGGGAUGUCGGUUGUUCAAGUGUUUCUUUAUCCAACUGGUUUAAUUUGUGAAUGGAUUUUACCCAAAUGGAAAUUUAAAAUUUGGAAAUAUACCAUAGACUUGAAUCCUGGUCCAUAUACUUUUAAAGAACAAAUGCUUGCCACUAUCUUCUGUGGUGUUUCUUCAGGAACCUCAUAUGUCUCAUCUAACAUUUUGAUGCAAAAAUCAGAAUUGUUCUAUGAUAACAAAUGGGUUGAUUUUGGUUAUCAAGUGUUGUUAACAUUGUCGACAAACUUUCUUGGGUUUGGACUUUCUGGGAUAAUGAGACAAUUUGCCGUUUACCCAGAAAAGGCGAUUUGGCCAUCAAUUUUACCUAAUGUCAGAUUAAACAAAACUUUGAUGUCCCCUGAAGUGAAAUCUAGAAUCAAUGGAUGGAGUAUUUCUGGGUAUAAUUUUUUUUUCAUUACUGCUGGUAUUUCAUUUUUAUAUUUUUGGAUUCCUGACUAUCUUUUCCAAGCUCUUUCUCAAUUCAAUUGGAUGACAUGGAUUAAACCCGACAAUUAUAAUCUUGCUGUUGUGACUGGUUCCUUUGGUGGACUUGGGUUAAAUCCAAUCCCAAGUUUUGAUAUGAAUGUUAUUGGUACUAGUGGAUUUAUUGCUCCAUUUUAUAAUACUUUGGAAAACUAUAUUGGAAUGGUACUUGCACUUUUUUGCAUAUUAGGGGUAUUCUAUUCGAAUUAUAAAUGGACUGGAUAUCUUCCAAUCAACUCAAAUCGUCUUUUCACAAACGAGGGGAAACCUUAUCAUGUUACUGCGGUUGUGAAUUCUGAAUCUUUGUUUGAUGAAGAGAAAUAUAAGGAGGUGGGACCACCUUUUUAUUCUGCUGGGAACUUGGUUGUAUAUGGAGCCUUCUUUGCCAUUUAUCCGUUCCAUUUUGUUUACGAAAUUGCUAUGAAUUAUAAGCAAAUGUGGGAAGCACUUCAGUCGUUAUAUAAGGGUAUUAGAAAUUUCAAAAGAUCUACUUACGAUGGUUUUAAUGAUCCUCAUAGUGUUAUGAUGAGAGCAUACCCAGAAGUCCCCGAAUGGGCAUAUCUUAUUAUUCUUAUUAUUUCUUUGGUAUUGGCCAUAUUAUGUGUCAAAGUAUAUCCUGCUGAAACCCCGGUUUGGGGAAUUUUCUUUGCCUUGGCCAUUAACUUUGUGUUUUUGAUUCCAUUAACAACUGUUCAAUCAAGAACCAUGUUUGGAUUUGGGCUUAAUGUGUUAGUUGAAUUAAUUGUCGGGUAUGCUAUCCCUGGUAAUGGGCUAGCCUUAGCAUUUAUAAAGGCAUUGGGUUAUAACAUUGACGGACAAGCACAGAAUUUCAUUAAUGAUUUGAAACAAGGUCAUUAUGCUAAGCUCCCACCAAGAGCAAUGUACAGAUGUCAAUUGUUGUCUGUAUUUAUUACAUCGUUCAUUCAAUUGGGUAUUCUUAACUAUCAAAUUACUGGGAUAAAAGAUUAUUGUGUUCCUGGGAAUAAGCAAAAAUUCACAUGUCCAGGUACUACAACAUUCUAUAAUGCUUCAGUUUUAUGGGGGGUUAUUGGACCUAAGAAAGUUUUCAAUGGAUUAUAUCCAAUAUUAGCAUGGUGUUUCUUGAUUGGGUUCUUAUUGGCUUUCCCAUGUAUUGCAUUCAAGAAAUGGGCCCCUAAGAAAUACUCGAAAUAUUUUGAACCUUCGAUUAUUAUUGGUGGAUUUUUAGGUUAUGCUCCUUAUAAUUUGUCUUAUAAUACUGGUGGUCUUUAUGUUGGUUAUGCAUUUAUGCACUAUGUUAAAAGAAAGUAUGAAGCUUGGUGGCAGAAAUAUGAUUAUCUUUUAGCUACAGGAAUUGAAGCUGGUAUUGCAUUUUCAUCAAUCAUCAUUUUCUUUGCAGUGUACUAUCAUGAAACAGAUAUUUCCUGGUGGGGUAACAAUGUCCCAUUUGAAGGAUGGGAUGCGACCAUGGCCACUGGGUAUUUGAACGCUACUUUACAGGCAGCCGACGGUUAUUUUGGUCCAAGAGUUGGGCAUUUCCCAUGA
Messenger RNA from Candida dubliniensis CD36, 2766 nucleotides. It is a transcript of the gene OPT5, whose product is annotated as Opt5p. Gene Ontology annotation, molecular function: oligopeptide transmembrane transporter activity. The transcript has a single exon. Gene Ontology annotation, biological process: transmembrane transport. NCBI's taxonomy places the organism in Eukaryota, Fungi, Ascomycota, Pichiomycetes, Serinales, Debaryomycetaceae. The record is from RefSeq and is a predicted model, not a curated record. The coding region runs from base 1 to 2766 and encodes 921 amino acids.